Molecule: messenger RNA, 916 nt
Organism: Linum trigynum
Lineage: Eukaryota; Viridiplantae; Streptophyta; Magnoliopsida; Malpighiales; Linaceae
Source: the annotation of a GenBank genome assembly
ACGAAAGGACGGAAGUCCACUCUCUUUCGGCCACACCACAAACACGAGAAGGGAAGGGGUUUUCAUUUCUAUUCGAUCAAAUCUGUUCUCCUUCCAAGUUCUUUACUUGUUCUGUGCGAAAGUUUCGAUUAAGGUUUUUGCAGGAACUAGUUGAAUCAAAGAAAAAAACACAGGGAAGAAGUCGGUGCAUCUCGCGCUCGACGCCACCUACAGGGUGUGACAAGGCACCCCUCCUAACUUCGUCCUCCUUUUAUAAUCACCAAACCAUAUCUGAUUUGGCGGAGGGGCGAAUCCCUAAUAGACCUCAACCACGACAAAGUACUGCGGAGAAGUCCUCCCUUUCUUGUUCUUCCACCAACCACCAUUCAACCCUUUUUACAGAUCUGGCACGACAAGUAGAAAACCCCGUCUUCGCCAUCACGAUGCCGCCACCGCCGCCGACAAAUCAUCCUCCCCUGCUCCUGGCGGAUUCAAACGAAGAAGAAACCCGCACCAUUGCAGUCGUUUUUGAAGAAGACCCACUCUGGCUCAAGACUGACUCUAGCUUCUCUGCUCGUCUGAUUCCACUACUGUGUUCGUCGACCUAUGGAGGUUGGAGCCACCGGCGACGCAAAAGAAAUCUAUUUGGCGGAGAGAAUUAAUUUUAUUUUUUAUUUGUGUAUUGAAAUAUGACAUGGUAUUUAUAUGGCAAGUGUGGUUGAGUUGUCGCUGACGUGUGCGAUGAUUUGGCAUCCUAGUCAACCUAAAGUUAACCUAACUGACGGAGUCUCUAACACCAUUAAAGUUUCUAACGAAAAUGGCUAGAUUUGUCACACUAGCAUAACAUUCAAUUUUUGGGCUAUUUUAUAUUUUACGAUAGUUAUGACUAUAUUUGUCACAAACGUGAAAGUUAUGACUAUAAAAGUGUAUUUUGCGU